AUGAACGCACCAGCAGGAGGUUCGAGAGGACACAAGCAGGUUGAGCAAGAACCAGCAGGCGAUGAGAAGGACAAUAGCGUGUUGCCUAGCAAGCAAGCAUGUCACAAGCAUAUGCAAGCUCCAACUAAGGUAGACCUAGUAGGCAAGCAUGUCACUUCCAUCAUAUACCAAAAAAUUUGCUACCCAAUCCCUGGGGGCGAUGUCGGGCACAUCAAUAGCGAUCAGUCGAUGGCAAGAAUAUGCUCAAUUCAAGGGCUGAAGAAGAGUAAGCAAGUACAGUUCAUACCAGUGAGCCGGACAGAACAGGUAAUGGAGGAAGCAUAUCUCGUUCCUGACAGUCAAGCAGACCAGAAGGGAAAGGAAAGGAAUGGUCAUUCCUUAAUAGCAAUUAAAGAACUAAGACCAAAACAAUGGAAUUUGUCUGGAGAUCUCUCCUGA
Prunus armeniaca (apricot) is the source of this 438-nucleotide messenger RNA. The record is from the annotation of a GenBank genome assembly. Lineage: Eukaryota; Viridiplantae; Streptophyta; Magnoliopsida; Rosales; Rosaceae.